Molecule: messenger RNA, 2216 nt
Organism: Osmerus eperlanus (European smelt)
Lineage: Eukaryota; Metazoa; Chordata; Actinopteri; Osmeriformes; Osmeridae
Gene: ppp3cca
Product: protein phosphatase 3, catalytic subunit, gamma isozyme, a
Exons: 14
Coding region: 624-2147 (507 amino acids)
Biological process (GO): calcineurin-mediated signaling
Cellular component (GO): calcineurin complex; cytoplasm
Molecular function (GO): calmodulin-dependent protein phosphatase activity; calmodulin binding
Source: RefSeq, a predicted model, not a curated record
CUGUCAGAUUACCGUUUAAUCCAAAGGGGAUACAGGCGCUCCUGUCUAUCACAACUGGAAAGGGGCUUGAUAACCACCUAAUCUGCAAGGAAACGCAGGUUUGAUAGAUAUCAGUUAUAAUGCAUUAAUAAAGUUAGACCAGAUCAAAUUGAAAAUGAGUCUAACGUGAGCUUUCAUUUGGUUUGGUGAUUUGUCAAGAACACAUUUUGUUUAUGCUAGCAAAGUAGCUGGAGAGCUAGUCCUUGCUAAUGUGCGCUAUUUUGCCAACUCUUAAAAAGUGCAAAAUCGGAGAAUGCAACACUUUUGCUACAAAUCUGAAUACAUGUUUUAUAUUUUCGCGUAAUUACCUAGAUACAACCUUGAUUUGUGACUUUUGUUUUUAAUGGAUAGCUCUUAAAUUUUAUUCUAACCUUUGCACCACCCGGCAAGCUAGCUAGUUAGCUAACGUCUACCAAAUCUGCACUAUUCCUGCUUGGAUCGGACAGAAGAAAAAUCCCAAGCCGCAAAACGCGUCAAAACGGAGUAGCUGACGUUAGUCUGCUGGUGUGUCAGCCAGUUAACUAGCUAGCAAGCAAAGCUAGUUUAUCAUACUUGGACCUGAGUGUUGAUUCCAGGAAACCAAAAUGUCUGGAAAAGAUAAAGACAAAGACAAAGAAAAAGAAAAGCAAUCCACCACCGAACGGCUCAUAAAAGCCGUGCCCUACCCCCCCCAGCAGCGCCUGACGGUGAAGGAGCUGUUCGAGGACGGCAAGCCCAACCCGGAGCUGCUCCGCACUCACCUGGUGAAGGAGGGCCGCCUGGAGGAGGAGCUGGCGCUGCGCAUCAUCAACGAUGGUGCCAACAUCCUCCGCCAGGAGAAGUGCAUGCUGGAGGUGGAGGCGCCCAUCACAGUGUGCGGCGACGUCCACGGCCAGUUCUUCGACCUCAUGAAGCUGUUCGAGGUGGGGGGCUCGCCCAGCAACACGCGCUACCUCUUCCUGGGAGACUACGUCGACCGGGGCUACUUCAGCAUCGAGUGUGUGCUGUACCUUUGGUCGUUGAAGAUCAACCACCCGACCACGCUGUUCCUCCUCCGAGGGAACCACGAGUGCCGGCACCUGACGGAGUACUUCACCUUCAAACAGGAAUGUAAGAUCAAGUACUCGGAGCGUGUCUAUGACGCCUGCAUGGAGGCCUUCGACUGCCUGCCCCUCGCCGCCCUGCUAAACCAGCAGUUCCUCUGCGUACACGGAGGGCUCUCUCCAGAAAUAAACUGCCUAGACGACAUUAGGAAAUUAGACAGGUUUAAGGAGCCGCCAGCCUUCGGGCCCAUGUGUGACCUGAUCUGGGCCGACCCGGGCGAGGACUACGGCAGCGAGAAGUCUGCGGAACACUUCAACCACAACUCCGUGCGAGGCUGUUCCUACUUCUUCAGUUACCCGGCAGUAUGUGACUUUCUGAUAAAUAAUAACUUGUUGUCGGUAAUACGAGCUCACGAAGCACAGGACGCUGGGUAUCGGAUGUACAGAAAAAGCCAGACCACAGGAUUUCCGUCAUUAAUCACAAUCUUCUCAGCACCAAAUUACCUAGAUGUGUAUAAUAACAAAGCGGCUGUGUUGAAGUACGAGAACAACGUGAUGAACAUCCGACAGUUCAACUGCUCUCCUCAUCCCUACUGGCUGCCCAACUUCAUGGACGUCUUCACCUGGUCUCUGCCCUUCGUCGGAGAGAAAGUGACGGAGAUGCUGGUGAAUGUGCUGAACAUCUGCUCCGACGACGAGCUCAUGUCGGAAGGAGACGACCUGUGUGAAGGUGGGGUCCCGGCCGUGCGCAAGGAGGUGAUCAGGAACAAGAUCCGAGCCAUCGGGAAGAUGGCCCGGGUGUUCUCAGUCCUCAGGGAGGAGAGUGAGAGUGUCCUGACCCUCAAGGGACUGACCCCCACGGGAACCCUGCCUCUGGGAGUGCUGUCGGGGGGCAAGGACACCAUCCAGACUGCCACCAUUGAGGCCGCGGAGGCACAAGCCAUUCAAGGUUUCUCUCCAAAGAAGAUCCGUAGUUUUGAAGAGGCUCGCGGCCUGGACAGGAUCAACGAGAGGAUGCCCCCUCGCAAGGACGGCCAGCAGCCCAUAGGAGCCAACGCCCCCAGCAAGAACGGCACAGACGGCUAGGCCCACCGAGCCCCCCCAGCCCUCCAUCCAGCCCUCCAUCCAGCCCUCCAUCCAGCCCUCCACCCAGCC